AUGAAACCCCAGCUUGUGGGGUGUGACGGCGGGAGUAAACAAGCGGCUGUGGGGAAUCUGCAACUUCCGCAGCCCCGGCCGCCAUCCACGCCGGAUGUUUCCCCGCACCCGCCCUUCAGCUCCUCGACACUCCGCUACGAGAUUCUGCUCUCUCCAAUUCUUGAGAACUCGUGGAAUGGUUCCACCUUAAUCAUGUCGGUCGACUCCUUCCACGCCAUCAAGCGCAUCAGACAGGCCUGCGCCAACUGCAGACGCAAAAAGACAAAGUGCUCAGGAGAACGCCCUGUCUGCUCUCAUUGCCGCCGAAAUCGACUAGCCUGCAUAUGGGAACCGUAUUCCAAUACAACGCAGAGACUCGGAGAUGCCACUGGCAGCCAGCCCCUCUCAAACUCACCGAGUAAUGCGGACAAUGAGCUUUUGCAACGCAUUAGCAUGAUCGAGUCCCGUCUAGCGGAGCUCAGUGGACGGGAUGAGCGCAAUGGCAAUGAGUUGGUUUGCACCCGCCCUCGGACAGAAUCAGUUCUAAUCGAGCGGUCAUGCAGGAACCUGCUAUGCAGUUUCGGGCUACCCGCAAGUGACAACCUGGGUCUGAAUCUUCUCCCCGCGCAACCUCCGGUUAUGAUCGACUAUUCAUCUUACCCUCCGACCCCAGUUCUCAAAUCUGUCAUUGACACAUACUUCCAACAUCUCCAUAACCAGCCUUAUUCGUAUUUCCACGAGUCAUUGUUUCGACAGAAGCUGGAGAGAAACGAGUUACCCCGUUGCCUGGUCUUGGCUAUCCUUGCAUCCGCCGUACGGUUCUCAUCGCAUGAUUAUUAUACUGGCAGGACCCGCGAGGCGGCGGACGCCUAUGCACGAGAGUGCUGGCUAGCUGUCUUGGGAGAAGACCUCACAGCAGAAGGCGGCUUGGAUCUAUCGACUGUGCAAACAGUGAAUUUGCUCGCCGUGGUGGACUAUACCGGUGUGUACAUCCCACUUGCUGUCAAAAUCACCAAGCGGCCUAACAUUACUAACGAGAAUAUAGCCGGACGCGUUAGCUCCGGAUGGCUCAAAAUCGGACUGGCAGCGCGCAUCUCACAAGAUCUUCAGCUCAUGAUAGAGCCUGCCGGCUAUCUCCCAUACCCAGAACAAGAAGAGCGACGGCGGAGCUUUUGGUCUGCAUACCUUAUCGACAAACUUAUAUCAUGCGCAAGGUCCAGGCCCUUGGUGAUUCUAGACGAUGAUUGCAACGUCCAACUUCCGUGCGAUGAACAGACUUUCAAAGAGGGCCGGUGGAAAACGACAAACACAUUGAGUGAGCUCUUGGACUGGAACUCUAAUGUGACUGAGAACCCGAGCCCUUUCGCUCUGGUCACAUUGAUGGCAUCUAUAUUCGGUCGCUGUACGAGAUACGUACACCAAGACAGGAGAAUUGAAGAGAUUCCUCCUUGGGACACGAAAUCCGAAUUCUCGGCAAUAAAGAGUGCAAUGCUGCUAUUGGAAUCAUAUUCAAAGGUUGGCGACCGGCCAAUCUCUGAAAUCGUGCAUGAGACUCGAUCGGACGAAAUCGGGCAUCUUAUAUUUGCUCACACCCUGUUUCACCUGUGCCACUGCCUUUUGAAUCAUCCAUUUUUGGUUCGCCUACGCUUGAAACCAUUUGGCAUCAAGGCCCCUGCUAGUUUCUCAACAAGAGCUCUUCGAAGUGGAUGUGACCAUGCCAAGCAACUUUUGGAUCUUCUGAGGGACUCCUCCCAGAGCGGAUAUGAGGUAAAGUCAUCCUUCUACGCGUAUUGCAUUGCAAUAGCCGGAGGCAUUCAUUCGCUUGUGUCUCAUCUUGAAAUUCAAACGUGUGGCCAGUCUGAGCAUUUGCAAUACUUCCAGAGAAGCGUAGAUGCUUUGGAUGGACUGGGGAGACUAUGGACACAUGCGGCUAAUAUGACCGUCCGCCUUCGUGAAUUCCACAACAUAUCGGAUCAAUUUGCUACAACCCUUCUUCGACCGCACCCGGCCGAAGACCUCCAGCCUGAAUACGAGAGUAUCAUGUGGGCUAUGAUUGAUUAUGGGAUUCUAGGCGCAGAUCCAAGUCAAAAGCCACUUAGUCCUCAGAGGACAACCACUUCGAAUCUUCCUUCGCCAAACUCGUGGGUUUUGGGGUCGGAGCUUCUCCACACUGAUCCAACAAGAUUUGACAUCGAUAACACCGACAUUUCAAGUGGAUUGACACCCACAAUGCGAUUGAACGAGGUUGAGAACCUUUUGAACUGUAGUCCUGGUGCUGACGUGUUGAUGUGA
Penicillium argentinense is the source of this 2271-nucleotide messenger RNA. RefSeq names its product Zn(II)2Cys6 transcription factor. The transcript has 5 exons. Gene Ontology annotation, biological process: DNA-templated transcription; regulation of DNA-templated transcription. Lineage: Eukaryota; Fungi; Ascomycota; Eurotiomycetes; Eurotiales; Aspergillaceae. Gene Ontology annotation, cellular component: nucleus. The record is from RefSeq and is a predicted model, not a curated record. Bases 1 to 2271 code for a protein of 756 amino acids. Gene Ontology annotation, molecular function: DNA-binding transcription factor activity, RNA polymerase II-specific; DNA binding; zinc ion binding.